Messenger RNA from Dothidotthia symphoricarpi CBS 119687, 852 nucleotides. RefSeq lists its product as uncharacterized. The coding region runs from base 1 to 852 and encodes 283 amino acids. The transcript has a single exon. NCBI's taxonomy places the organism in Eukaryota, Fungi, Ascomycota, Dothideomycetes, Pleosporales, Dothidotthiaceae. The record is from RefSeq and is a predicted model, not a curated record.
AUGCUACGCGAGAACAUGAAAGAGGUGGACCUUCUAAUCCUAGGCGCCGGCUGGACAAGCACAUUUCUGCUGCCACUGCUGGACAUCGAGCACAUCACACACGCCGAGACAACAACCACAGGAAGAAACAACACGCUACCUUUCAAAUUCGACCCAGAAUCACACGAUGAAGACUCAUACAAGCGCCUCCCCUCGGCCCGUACAAUCCUCAUCACCUUCCCCCUAAAAGGCCCCGACCAGUCCAAGCUCAUCACCUCGCUGUACCGCAAAACCCACGGCGACGAAAACAACUGGAUCCAACUCGGCUCAACGGGCAUCUUCAACCAAGUCCCCACCGACUGGAGCACAGACGAAAGCCCGUACGAUACCGCCGAUCUGCGAGCAAUCGCCGAAGACGAGCUCAUGCAGUGCGUCCGCGGCUGCGUGCUCAAUCUCUCCGGCUUGUACGGGGGGACCCGCAUCCCGCGAACCUGGCUCCCACGGCUCGCCUCGUGCAAAGACGAUGUGCGGAAGCGCGGGGCGGUGCACUUUGUGCACGGCGAGGACGUAGCGCGAGCCAUCGUCGCGACGCACAGGAAAUUUACACCCGCAAAGCGGUGGAUAGUGUCUGAUCUCAGGGUCUACGAUUGGUACGAUUUGAUCAUGAGUUUCAGCGCCUUGGCGGAGGAGGUUGAGGAAAGCGCGCAGGAGGCGGAGGCGAGGCUGCAGUUUAGCACGUGGGUGGGCGAGCUGAUGCUCGAGGAGGGUGUGCGGGCGUUGCCGAGGGAGAUGGGCGUGCUGGGGCGGAAACUCGAUUCUAGGGGGUUUUGGCGGGAGCAUGGGAUUUGGCCUAGGCAUCGGCGGUUGGCGUAG